AUGGGACAUUAUGAAGCAAAUGGGUGGUUGACACCGGCGCAGCGACGCAAGCUGUGGAGUUCAAAGAGAUGGAUAGUGCACUUGUUCGCCGGUGUAGAAGGGCACUGGCAAAUCAUGCGUUUGGAUCAGGGUGAUGCCAUGGUCAUAGAGCUGGACUCGGCAAGAUGCGCGGGCCAAGACCUGUUGCGGUCUGAAACCUGGAGAAUGUUACUCUGGGGAGCAGUCACGGGCAAGGUUGAUGUGGUUAUGGGUGGUCCACCAGACAGGGUUCACCAGCACUGCCGAGGAGGAGAGCGUGAUACAAAGGCGCUUCAGUUGAUCGCACGCAUGAUGUGGUUGUUUGUGGUCGCACAAGUUGGUAGAGAGGUUCAUGGCUAUCAGCGAGACGUGGGCUUUAUCUUGGCGUACCCGGAAGGUAUAUCAAAGCAAGAGCGAGAUCGGCGUGACCAUGAGGUGGAGCAGAUGGAGGAUGCGCAGCGAGUUGGUGGUAGAUCUAGAGCCUAUGCUGGUGUGAGUACAGUCAAUGCUGAGGUUUCUUUCUGGGAUACACGGCUCUGA
Symbiodinium necroappetens is the source of this 558-nucleotide messenger RNA. The record is from the annotation of a GenBank genome assembly. NCBI's taxonomy places the organism in Eukaryota, Dinophyceae, Suessiales, Symbiodiniaceae.